Messenger RNA from Anopheles gambiae (African malaria mosquito), 3418 nucleotides. RefSeq lists its product as uncharacterized. Gene Ontology annotation, molecular function: ubiquitin protein ligase activity; protein binding. The transcript is spliced from 4 exons. NCBI's taxonomy places the organism in Eukaryota, Metazoa, Arthropoda, Insecta, Diptera, Culicidae. The coding region runs from base 1671 to 3173 and encodes 500 amino acids. The record is from RefSeq and is a predicted model, not a curated record. Gene Ontology annotation, cellular component: cytoplasm.
GUGUUUGUGUGGUGGAUGUGUUCAUUUCGCGUGUGCGAAUCUGUUUGAUAAACGAUUGCGAUCGGUUAAUGAUGGAAUUCCGUGCAAUAUUGCAACGUCCAUACACUGCAAACUAGCAGCAGUAGCAGCAGCAGCUGCGGUACAAUGUGGGCUCGGUCGUGGGUUGCAUCAUCGUCGGGGUCGUCGGCUACCACCAUCCAGUGGCGCACUUUCUCCCGUUCUCCAAAACUGCGCCCUAUGACAUAAAGCCGGUCAAACGAACGGGGCGGAGAUUUCUCGCUCCGCUGACCACGUGGGAAUAUCACGGCGCUGUGGAUACGGUGUACGGUGUACGGCACACAGCGGCCAAAAUCAAUCCCCCAUGUUCCCUUCUCCCCCGCUCCCCGGGGUCCUCCAACAUGGGCGAGAAUUAAUGAAUCUCGGUACAGAUCUCUCUCCAUUGCAGCUGUUGGGAUGAUGAGCGGUACCUUCUUUCUCCCCACCCUCGAUUCCCCUCCCCGGACGCCUGCUAACUGAAGUACAAUGUACUGGGACGGUGGGCCACCCUGCCGCAAGCGUAAUGAGCGCUUGUAACGCUACAAAUGGCGUGGUUAGAUAAUUAUUUUUCGCCCAGUUUCUGCGUACUUUCAUUCCGCUUGUUCUUCCACUUCUUCGAACAGCACAUCAUAACUCUCAACCCCUGCGGGACUGCGGCCAUCAGUAGUCGUCCCGGUGCAUGGAAAUACAGCCUACACAGCCUAAUGAUGUACGAUUGUGCAGAUGUUCCAAAAAGGCGGCAAACAUCCCGGGCGCAUCUAAUUGGGAGUUCCCUUGCGCGAGCUCGGGAUGAGGGAAGGGACUUUGGGGGCAUAAUAAUAUUUGAUAUCAUGUGUGUGGUAUUUACCCCCGUGGUGUGCAUUCCUUUUCGCACUGGAGAGCUAGGCUAGUUUUGUUUUUUAAUUAUAAACUGGCCAACAAACGGACCCUGGAAGGAAAAUGGUUGUCGCCGUAUUGCAUUUCACGUUCAUUAAACCAGAUUGUGCACUGCACUGGGGGUAACACGGUUAGGCUGCAACACACCCCACACGGCGGCUGGCCCACUGCACGGCGCAUUCUGCAUGGGUGGGUGUCCUCGGAGUUCAAGUUCAGCGCCAAGUAGUGUCAUUCAUGUUGUUGCUUUCUUUUCACCGUCCAAGAGAGCGUGUGUGUGUGUGAGAGAGCUUCUUCGUUCGUUCCUGUCUUUUGUUUAUUGUUGUGAAGUGGUACUGGUUUUUGUAUCAAACACUCUCACACACUUGAAACUUACGGAAAGGGGUUCACCCUUGAUUAUCGUUCGUAGCCGGGGGCCUAGGUGUGUUUUGAUACGGAUUGUUUAUUUUUGUGUUGUUGCUGGUUUACAGCGUCUGUGGCCGUUGUUCCGGUGUAAAAAUUUGGCCUUGGACCUCACCCUUAGGCCGCUGCCUCUACUCUCUGCUGCCCUUGCCCCUUACUCGCUUGCUGCAUUGUGUGCAGCGUACGGAACAGCAACGGUACACAGUGUGAGCGGUUCUUCCCGCGGAGAAAGCGACGUGCGCCGGGCGGCGGCGGCGGGAAAGAAAUCCACACAAAAGACGACCGCUAAUUGGGCAAACAUAUAGGUCGAUGUCGGUGAAGCCCCUGCCCAGUCCCUGCGCUCCUCCUCGUCAUCAUACAUGUCCACCCUUUCCCAGCGAGCGAGCGACACAGCGAAGAUGGCAGACCCAGAUGAGGGCGGUGGACUUGCGUUGGCAACGGCACGCACCACGAAACCACCGCCGCCCCACCGACUGCCCGCCAUUCCCGAAGUCCCGAAAGCAAGCACCGGGGGCGGACGAGAGCAGCUGCGCCACUGCUUCGUGCCGGCGGACGAGAACGGGUGCCUUGGGUUGCACCUGAGCCGCACACCUUGGGACCCGUACCCGUGGGUGAGCGGUGUGGUGAACGGUUCCGGGGCGGAUCUGGCCGGCGUCCGCACCGGUGACUGCGUGCUGGAAGCGAACGGCGAGGAUCUGCUCGGUCUGAAGGUGAUCGACAUUGCAAGGCGGGUGCGCAGCCGGCGCAGUUCCCGCUCCGCACCGGCCGGCGUUGGUCUGUUGCUGUGGAAUUCGGGCUUUGAGAAGAAUAACCUAAAUCCACAGUCACUGUCCCGGUUUGCCAACUGUUUGCAGGGCAUUGCCGGGCUGCUGGAGUGUCCGAUCUGUUUGGAAGUGAUUAGACCACCGUCCUGGCAGUGCAACCAUGGCCAUCUGAUCUGCUCCGGCUGUCGGUCGCGCACGACCAAGUGUCCGAUCUGUCGGGAGGUGCUUGGUCGCGGCCGGUGCAUUGUGGCGGACAAGCUGUUUCACUAUUUGGUGCAAACGCUCGGACAUGAAGCUGACCAGCAGACAGCGUUGGACCCUAAAUCACAGGACACAACACACAAGCAGCAGCAGCAGCAGCAGCAGCAACACCAUCCCCAUCAUUGGUCUGCAAACAACUCGGGACGCCUUCCACUGGUACGGCGGGAGUACUACCAACACCGCCCGACUCAGCACACCAUCCCCACGCACGCAUUCAAAUUGAAAGCAAACAACGCCCCGGAUGGUGGUGUCCCGGCAACGGCAUCAUUACUGGCCGGGUCCCGGGUGACCACACCGCACAGGACACCGACAACGACGACGACGAGGACCGCCCUGUAUCACUGCCCAUCCGGUCAGCCCUGUGCGCGGAUGAAAAAUCAACAUGACAUCCUGAUGCACCUGCAAAAGGCACACCAGACGAGCGUCGUCCAGUACUACCUCACCGCGGACGACACGGUGGACGUGACGGUGGCCGAUGCCGGGCACUCCUCCGCGCUGGCCUGCGUGGUCGUCGUACCACCAGCACCGUCCGCCGCCAGGGGCAAUCAGUUGUUCUUUGUGGCACGGUUCCGCUGCCCGGAGGAGCCGAACGAAACGCUCUGCUGGCUGUGGCAUUUGGGUGCCGAACCAGCGACGGGCCAGUUUCGGGUGCAGCUGUCGCCCGUUGCCGGGGACGAGCCGACGAAACCGUGGCAGGGACGGCCGGUUACGCUCGAGUGGAGCCGACAGGAGAUUUUGAAAAGCAAGCGAUUCGUUCGCACAAAACUAGCUUCCCUUCCCCAGCGGAUGCGCGUUCGGGUGCUGCUCGAUGCGGCGGGUGAAGCCGUCGAUGCGUAAGGGCGAUUCCGUUCUAAGAAGACUGGCCUGAUCCGUGUUACAGGAAGGUGUUGAUGACAGUGUAACAAGGAGGUUACCUUUUCCCUCCGUGUUGGCCGUGCAGUACACAUGACAGUUGCAAUGCAUUCGAUGGGGGAAAAAGUGAAAUAGAGAGUGCAAUGUCUUAAAGCGAGUUGUUUUGUUUGGUAGUUUUAAAUAGGGAACGUCACAAACAGGCGGCAAUAAACUGUUCAAUGAAUAAUUCA